Molecule: messenger RNA, 2613 nt
Organism: Trichomycterus rosablanca
Lineage: Eukaryota; Metazoa; Chordata; Actinopteri; Siluriformes; Trichomycteridae
Gene: iqub
Product: IQ motif and ubiquitin domain containing
Exons: 12
Coding region: 92-2392 (766 amino acids)
Biological process (GO): cilium assembly
Cellular component (GO): acrosomal vesicle; motile cilium
Molecular function (GO): protein binding
Source: RefSeq, a predicted model, not a curated record
AAUCAGUUUUACUGUAUGGUGAAAUAAACGGUAACAUAAAAAGCUAAAGCACCAGUAAAAGUCAGUCUAACUUCAACUAUAUAAGUGAACAAUGUCAGAGCUACAAGCUAAACCCGACAGCUCGUUGGAGGUGGUGAACGUUAACGUUAUAGAGACAGAUUCAGGUGCGAAUCUCCAACACACAGACCAUGAGGUGCUGAACCAAAUUACUCAAACUGACAUUGCACAACAGAAGGUGGAGGAAGAAGAACACACCGCUACUCACCAGGAGCUGAAGGUGGAGAUCCGCACUUCAUCUACAGCUGCAUUACUGACUUCAGAUCAGAGUUUAACAACUGAAACAAGUCAGGACAAAGUCAGAGCACAUGAUAACCAAGUAAUCAAACCUCCUAAUGAUACAAUAAACUCCACAGCAACAGUUAAAAUCUUAUUAAUGCCAGAUGGACACAUGAUGACUGUGGCCUUUAGCAUAGGCCUAACCACCCAGGAUCUGAAGAAUCAUUUUGCAAAUGAGCUUAGAGUACCAGCGGACAUUAUUCAGAUCACACUAGAUGGCAAGGCUGUGGAUGAUCAUGAGACCCUGAUGAGCCUUGGAGUGCAGCCACUCACCACAGUCCAGUUUGAGAUGAGCUCAUUAGAUCCGGAGAAUUACCCCAUCAAACCUGUAAAACCUCAGCAGGAGUGCACCAUGCCUGAUGUCAUUGCUGUCCGAGUACAAGCAGGCGAUGAAACUUAUCAAGAUGUGGUGGUUGAGAUUGAGAGAGCUACACAAAAGAAAGCUUUUUUGGGAGGAUAUUGCCACAAGGUCACCAACACUGAGUACCAUCAUGCUGCAGUACAGACUAUGACCAGGAGAAGGCCUGAUAGGGGAGUAAAGAUGUUCAGCAGAGACACACAGACAGUGGAGGUGAAAAGUCAGGCCCAACAGUGCUCCAUCGACACUUCCACUCAGAUGACUAAGAUUGGCUGCUACAUGUCCAACAUGAAGGACAAACUCAUCACACCGGGGAUGUACUUCACUGCAGAUGAGUACCACAACAAAAGGCUCAAAGCUGUAAUAACUAUACAGACAUACACCAGGCGCUGGCUGGCCCAGCAGUUCAUGGCUCAUUUGAGACAGGAGAGAAAGCUAAGACUGGCCUGGAUGGAAGAAGAGGAAAGGAGAAAGGUGGAGGAAAAAGAGAAACAGAUCAAAGCCGAGUACUACAGGAGAAUGAAUCCUGAGAAAAAGGAAGACUUUUCCUUGCUAUAUAAUGCACUAGAAAAGUGGAGGCAGGAGGAGUUGGAGAACAUUAAUGCCAGUCUGUGUGGAGCAGAGAGGAAAGCAGCUCUGUGUGCUCUUUUGGAACAAGAGACUCAGCUCAUAGCAUCUAUAGAACGCCACCGCAUUGCUGCAGGAGAGAGAAACCAAGAGAAAGCAGUGCAAGCAUUUCUCGACAAGUGUGCUGCCUCUAAGCAAUGGCGAGCAUUUGAUGGGAAAAUUACCCAGAUGGACACACCAAACACCAUCAGGGCAAAAGAGCUUCGGGACCUCUACUGCAGCAUUACACUAAAGGACCUGAACCAGGAGGAGCGUCUUGAUGUGCUGCUUACACUUAAACAAACUGUCAAGGAGCACAACUGUAACCUGACUAAAGAGAUUGUGGCAUUAACUGAACAAGAGGCUGACCUUCUAAGAAGGGGUGUAAAGGAGAGUAAUUUAGAGGGGCUGAGAAAGAGGAUUGCCACUCUCUUCCUCCAGUACAUCAAAACACCCACUUUCAACCCACGGGUGGCCAAAUUCCUGCAGGUGCCACAAGACGCAGCCGACCUAAAAAAGAACAUUUAUUACUGCCGUGGCUGCAGAAACUACCUGCCCUCCACUGACUUUGCCCUGACAGUGAACUCUCGUGUUGUGGGCCUCUGCUGCCGCUGUAAAGAGCUGGAUGGUGAGGCUCGGCAAAGAGAGGAUUUCUCCCAUUAUAAAACUAUCCUGAAACGACUGUGCAAGGAUGAGGCAGAGUACAACCCAGACACCAAGAUUCCUUACCUCCUGCAGGAGCCGGAUCUUCGGUAUUUGGUGGAUGUGGUAUGGAGGGCUCAGUCUGCACAGAGUGCCUGUGAUGACCUGCUUGACCUGCUGAUGGUGCGCUGGGAUAAGCACUGUGACUGGAGCCCCUGGAACUGCAUACUGCUCACCAAGGACGAGGCAGCCGCACACCUCAAGGUUGAAGACAUAGACAAAGCAUAUGGCAUGAUGUUUAUCCGCAACAUCAAAUAUAAACACACACUCGCCCGGAAAUACUUCUCCCAGAUCCCUGUGAUGGCUGAAUAUCUCCAUGAUGUGAAAUCACAACCUACCGGCCACAGCAGCCUGUUGGUCACCAAUUCACUUUCUAAUGUGACCAAGUAGUCUUGCUAAGACACUAUAGGCUAAAGACAUUUUGGUUUUCUAUUUCUAAAACUAUUCCUCAGCACAAUUAAGAGAGCAAUACAAAUAGUUCCAAAUCUACUUUAAAUUACAGUUUUACACCAAUGCCUCACUAAUGUACAAGUGCUGGUUUAGUGGAAGUGACUCACUCUGUAAUGGAUUUAUAAUGACUACCCGGAUUAAAAUAAAGCCAAUGACCUUUA